UAUCUACGUAACUACUUACUUAAAAAAAAUCAUAUAAAUAUAGGACACCUUUAUGAAUCCUGUAUGAAUUCAAGAUUAGAGAAAUGGAGAGACUUUUGGUUUUAGUCUCAGUGCUACUCCUCACCACAGCUGAAAGACAAGAUCUUUCAGGUAAAAUGUUCACGUUUCCAGUGGAGUCCAAUUCUCAUCAUGUGCUCCUGACUCCUGAGCUGAAUAAGAUCUUCGUCACCAUUACCGUGUGCCUGCGUACCUUCUCAGACAUCUCCAGAGCUCAGAGCCUUUUCUCACUGUCUCUUCCAUCAACAGACAACGGAUUUUUAAUUUACAAGUCGAAGCAAGGGGUGUACAUAUUAAAUAUAUUAGGUACAGAUGGCACUUUUUGGGGUUUGCAGGAUGAACUGAAUGUCUGGAAUUCGGUCUGCGCUACCUGGGACGCUAGUACCGGACUCUCCCAGCUGUGGGUCAACGGAAUCCCAAGCUCACGAAAAGGACUUAAGGCAGGAAGCUCUUUAACUGGAACUCCAAUAAUCGUGUUGGGUCAAGAGCAAGAUUCAUACGGUGGAAAGUUUGACACUGCGCAGUCGUUUGUAGGGAUGCUGACUGAUGUGCACAUGUGGGACUCUGUUCUGUCUCCGGUUCAGAUUGCGUAUUAUACAUCCGGUUGGCACUUUCAGCCAGGAAACGUUCUCAACUGGAACUCCCUAGAAUUUACUAGAAACGGGUAUAUGGUUGUUGAAAGUAAGGAAACGUCAUAUAAAGUCGGUAGUGUUUAGAGUCAAGAGCAGAUCCAUGCUAGAAGUAAGAUAUACCUUUAUUCAUUUCUCAAUGUAAAAUGUUUACCUGUGGUAUGGAAACACACCGAAGUUUUAAGCUGUAAAUGUUUACAGGAUAAUAGUGUGGGGAAUUGUUAAAGCUUUGUCUGAAAGAAUUAUCAUCACACAAUUUCUAAGAACAAAUCGGGUUUAGUCUUUGGAAUCGCUAUGACGUUAAGACAUUCAAUAAAUGUUUCAAACUGCA
Messenger RNA from Tachysurus vachellii, 1017 nucleotides. RefSeq names its product serum amyloid P-component-like. The transcript is spliced from 2 exons. The record is from RefSeq and is a predicted model, not a curated record. Bases 84 to 773 code for a protein of 229 amino acids. Lineage: Eukaryota; Metazoa; Chordata; Actinopteri; Siluriformes; Bagridae.